Apodemus sylvaticus (European woodmouse) is the source of this 2343-nucleotide messenger RNA. It is a transcript of the gene Nmnat3, whose product is annotated as nicotinamide nucleotide adenylyltransferase 3. Bases 552 to 1355 code for a protein of 267 amino acids. Gene Ontology annotation, biological process: NAD+ biosynthetic process. NCBI's taxonomy places the organism in Eukaryota, Metazoa, Chordata, Mammalia, Rodentia, Muridae. The transcript is spliced from 6 exons. Gene Ontology annotation, cellular component: mitochondrion. Gene Ontology annotation, molecular function: nicotinate-nucleotide adenylyltransferase activity; nicotinamide-nucleotide adenylyltransferase activity. The record is from RefSeq and is a predicted model, not a curated record.
CAGGAAGCUUGGAGCUCAAGGUCAAGUUCACUCUGGGCUCCGCCCCCAGCCUGGGUCAAGGUUAGUUAGUCUUGGGGCGAUCUGUCCGGUGACCCGAUCCCCACCCUGGUCGAGCAGCAAAUCCGCGGUCCCUGUUGACCCCUGAGAGCGUCUCCCGGUACCGCCGCGGAGCCCCGCGACGCGCAGGUAAGCACAGCCAGCGGCCGUGGCUGCCUGCUUCUGCCCGCGUGGGUGCCCACGAAGCCUUGAGUCCCGGCGAACCUACCAAGCCCACGUGACUUUCGGCGGCGGCGACUCGGGCGCGCGCGCGCACGCGGCGUCAGAUGGCGGCGGAACGCAAAACCUUGCUAGCCCCACGGUCACGUUUCUGACGGAUAGGCUCGGGUUCGGAUCCCUCCUGCAGCACGUAUACAGUCAGUUAAAAAAUGGACUGUGAUGGGAAAAUGUAAUUGAAGUUGACCCUGCAUCACCAAGUUGGCUUUGGUUACAGCGUUGUUCUAUCCCAGCAACAGAAACCCUAACAAAGACAGUGACUCCGGCCUGUCCUCUAGAUGUGUUUUUCAGUGUCUCAUAGCAACAGCAGGGUGGCCACUGCGGGUGUGGAUGUGUGUGACAACAUGAAGAACCGAAUUCCUGUGGUGCUUCUGGCCUGUGGUUCCUUCAACCCCAUCACGAAUAUGCACCUGCGCUUGUUUGAGGUGGCCAGAGACCACCUACACCAAACAGGAAUGUACCAGGUGAUCGAGGGCAUCAUCUCGCCUGUCAAUGACAGCUAUGGGAAGAAAGACCUGGUGGCUUCCCAUCACCGAGUGGCCAUGGCCCGGCUGGCCCUGCAGACAUCUGACUGGAUUCGCGUGGACCCCUGGGAGAGUGAGCAGGCACAGUGGAUGGAGACAGUGAAGGUGCUGAGGCACCAUCACAGAGAGCUGCUCAAAUCCUCAGCCCAGAUGGAUGGCCCAGACCCCAGCAAAACACCAUCAGCCUCUGCAGCACCACCAGAGCUGAAACUCCUCUGUGGAGCUGAUGUCCUCAAGACCUUCCAGACUCCCAACCUCUGGAAAGAUGAGCACAUCCAGGAGAUAGUGGAGAAGUUUGGCUUGGUGUGUGUGAGCCGGAGUGGUCAUGACCCGAAAAGGUACAUCUUGGACUCACCCAUCCUCCAACGGUUCCAGCACAACAUUCACCUGGCCAGGGAACCCGUCCUGAACGAGAUCAGUGCCACGUACGUCAGGAAAGCCUUGGGCCAAGGGCAGAGCGUGAAGUACCUCCUCCCUGAGGCUGUCAUCACCUACAUCAAGGACCAGGGCCUCUACGUCAAUGACAGUUCCUGGAAAGGAAAAGGAAAGACUGACUAGAGGGCCUCCUGGGGAGUCGGGGUUAUUUUGCUAUGGGUUCUGUGUUUGCUUCCACGAUGGUUUUACCAUGGGUGACUUCCUACUCCAGAAAGAGAUUGUGCCUGUGUGGCAGGGACAGCCAUGUCUCAGAGCAGCUUAAGAGGCAUGACAGGUCAUAGGAUUGGGCAAAACCUCUCAGGGUCACUAAGGAGGAGACCUGCUAACUGCAUAAAUGGCAGUCAUCGGAGGCACGCCGAUACUGUUCUGAGCGUGGCUGGCCCCUGAGUGGUCCAUCACAGUCGCUCUCCAUCCGGUUUUUUGUUUGUUUGUUUGUUUGUUUGUUUUUAAACUCAGGCCGGGUGCAGCAUGCUGGUCACGAUAGGCAGGAUUUGACGGAGUGCUAAUUACUGAACAGAGGGCCUUUUCAAUUAUCCUUGUUUCAAACAGAAUAAUAGCAAGUGAGGAUUCAGAAAUCUGGAAACAGCACAUCAUUGAUUUCCACUGUAUCCUCCCUAGCAAACCAUGGCCCACCCACCCACCCGUCUGCCUGCCUGUGGUGUAACAUAAAAUUUUUGACCACCCUCUUUCUAUGUUGUGAUCAAGCGAUAUGUGUUUAAGAUCUAUUUUAUUAUAUGUGUAUAUGUGUAUGCAUGUGUGUGUCGGCAUGCACAUGGGAAGGACGUCAGAGGGUCUGAAGCCCGAGUGACUGGCAGUCGUGAGCCACCUGUUGUGGGUGCUGGGACCUAAACUCCAGUCUUAUGGGAGAGCAGCAAAUGCUGUGAAUCACUGAGCCGUCUCUCCAGCCCCUCAAGCGAUAUUUUUGAUACAACAUGUAUUUUUACACUGCUCUACUCGAAACACCAGGGUUUCCCAAUAUCCUGAUUUCUAAAAAAGAACUGAAGUAAAACAGCUGCCUGGCUGUUUUAGACGAUCUUUUGAAUGUUUCAUGACUGCCUGCUUGUUUGAAUAUUGGCAAAAGGAUAAAUAAUAAAUUGACAUCAAAAAAAUA